This is a messenger RNA of Doryrhamphus excisus (bluestripe pipefish), 7859 nucleotides long. NCBI's taxonomy places the organism in Eukaryota, Metazoa, Chordata, Actinopteri, Syngnathiformes, Syngnathidae. The record is from RefSeq and is a predicted model, not a curated record.
AAAUGUCACCGUUUGGCCUAAAAAAAACCAACUAAUUAUUAUUAUUAUUACUGCAUUAAAAAAACACACACCUUCCAUGUAGGAAUAGCGACUCUAGUGCUAUAGUUCAAUUUUCUCUGUUUUUAAGAACAGAUAUAAAAUUAGCUUUUUGUCAUAGCUUAAAGUUAUAGGAUACCCUGGGUUUAGCAUCACUAAUACAGUAGUAGUGCUUAUGCUAGCAGUAGCCGUAUCCAGUUGAGGCAGAUGGCCACCCUUCUCUGAUGUCCCUUCCAGAUAAAGUGGACAACAGUAUCUACACAGUAUAUGGAAUCUAUAAUAUACAAGUUCACAGAUGAACUGAAGCCUAUCCCAGCUGACUGCAUGGUCGGAUUCUCCAGUUAAUCUAACAUGCAUGUUUUUGGGAAGGAGGAGGAGGCCCGAGGAGGCCUUCACCGUCAUCACUGUGCUGCUCUUUCACAGUUAUCUAUAUGGAAAAGAGAUUUAUGCUUGGCCUUGGACAAUAGCUGCUGUCAUGAUGGAACCAUGAGAGCCGAAGCUUGUUAACGACAAUCUCAAGAGUCCUGUAAAUAUGACAACAGACCAACAGCCUCAACAUUGAAUUCUUCUGACCACACUGACAGUUGCCAUUACCUCUGAGAUGCAGGUUAAGACCAACAGCUGACGCUCUCAGAUAAGUAUGCUUUGUAUCCAUGCAAGUGUUUGGCAAGUAGUUCAAUUCCUUCUUGAUGGGGGACUUUCUCUCUCCCACUAAACGUGUCUCUUUGCCUCUCUCUCUCCCCCCCCUGUCCUUGCUGGCAGCAGCUCUAAUACUGUUGGCAACAGUGACCAGAAUAAAAACAGCAACAACAGACAGGGAAGAGAGGAAAAGCAAAGCAAUCCAUUGAAACGGAGCUCUUGCCGUGUUUUAAUCAUAUAUCUGUCUCUCCUUUAAAAAAAAAAAAAAAAAGUUUUUUUCCCUCAUCUAUCUUCAAGACGACACGCUUUUGUUAAUUAGGUAGCUGAGAAUAAAACCAGCUCAUCUGGAGAGAGGUGGUGCAUUUGGGAGCGAGAUGGCUAACGGGAAGGUUCGGCUGCUCCUUCAUGGACUCUUCCUCGUAGCAGUGAUUCAGCCCUCUCUGCAAGGAGGGGUGUAUGUACCACCUGGUGCUGGGAUAGGCACCGGACCAGGAACUGGAUUCUAUCCAGGGUCAAGUGGAGGAGUGCCUGCCGGCUAUAAACCAGCAAAAUCAGCAGGAGGUUACGGAGGUGGAGGGCAAGGAGGCGUCCCUGGAGGUCUGGUCCCUGGAGGUGUCGGCCAGACUGGCUAUGGUCUUGGAGGACUCGGAACAGGACAAGGUGGGAAAGGCCCAAAACCAGGUUAUGGUAAUCUAGGCACUGGUGGUCUUGGAGGUGGUGGUUACGGAACUGGAGUCUUAGGUGGUGGUGGUUAUGGAGGAUACGGUGCAGGCCCAGGUGGAAUCUUCCCAGGAGCUGGACAGAAGGCGGGUAAAAGAGGUGCUGGAGGCCCACUGCUACCAUUUGGAGGGGCAGGAGCUGGAACCGGAGCUGGAACUCUGCCUGGUGGAGGCCCUGUUAUUCCCCAGACAGGUCUUCCGGGAGGCGCUGGUGCAGGAUUUGGGAAGAAAACUUCCAAAGUACCAGGUGUGGGCGUACCUGGGCUUUACCAAGGUGGACUCGUACCUGGAAAUGGCUUUGGUAGUCGUGGAGUUCUACCAGGAGUUGCUACUGGCAGCGGCCUCAGUCAAAAAUCACUUGGAGGAGGGGGGCAGGGUGGUCCAGGAGCAGGCUAUGGUGCACAGAUGCAGCCUGGAGUGUUCCAUGGAUAUCCACUCAAAUCACCAAAAACACAAGGUGGCUACGGGGCAAAACCUGGAGGUGGCAAACUUCCCUUUGGCUACGGGGGCUUUGGUAAUCAAGGGGCUGGACUCCCAGGAGGUAAAGGUGCCUCCGGGUCAAAGCCCGGGUAUCCUGUUGGAACUGGAGUGGGCACUGGGGGCAUCUCACUUGGUCAGGCUAAAUCUGCCAAAUAUGGUUUGGGUGGUGCUGGUGGUGUUGGAGCUGUUGCUGGUGGUGCUGGUGCUUAUGGUGGCACUGGUGGACUAUAUCCAGGUCAGAUUCCAGCUGGUUACAGACCAGGGGGUGUACCAGGUGGUGUACCAGGAGGUGUACCAGGAGGUGUACCAGGUGGCGUACCAGGUGGCGUACCAGGUGGCGUACCAGGUGGCGUACCAGGUGGCGUACCAGGUGGCGUACCAGGUGGCGUACCAGGUGGCGUACCAGGGUUUGGUGGAUAUCAGCCAUCAGCCAAAGCAGCUAAAUAUGGUGGGGUGCCUGGUGGUGUACCAGGUGGUGUACCAGGUGGUGUACCAGGUGGUGUACCAGGUGGUGUACCAGGUGGUGUACCAGGUGGUUUUCCAGGUGCCGUGCCUGGUGGUGUACCAGGGGGCGUGCCAGGAGCCGGUGGAUAUCUACCAUCAGCCAAAGCAGCUAAAUAUGGUGGCGUACCCGGUGGCGUACCCGGUGGCGUACCCGGUGGCGUACCCGGUGGCGUACCCGGUGGCGUACCCGGUGGCGUACCCGGUGGCGUACCCGGUGGCGUACCCGGUGGCGUACCCGGGUUUGGUGGUGUGCCUGGUGGUGUUCCGGGUGGUGUUCCAGGGGGUGUAGCAGGAGCGGGUGGAUAUCUACCAUCUGCCAAAGCAGCUAAAUAUGGUGGGGUACCAGGUGGUGUACCAGGGAGUGUGCCCGGUGGCGUUCCUGGUGGUGUACCAGGGGGUUUGCCUGGUGGUGUGUCAGGGCUUGGUGGUUAUUCACCAGCAGCCAAAGCAGCUAAAUACGGUGGAAUUCCAGGUGGUGUGCCAGGUGGUCUACCAGGUGGUGUGCCCGGUGGUGUGCCCGGUGGUGUGCCCGGUGGUGUGCCCGGUGGUGUGCCCGGUGGUGUGCCCGGUGGUGUGCCCGGUGGUGUACCAGGGUUUGGUGGUUAUUCACCAGCAGCAAAGGCAGCUAAAUAUGGUGGGGUUCCAGGUGGUGUACCGGGUGGUGUGCCGGGUGGUGUGCCCGGUGGAGUUCCCGGUGGUGUGCCCGGUGGUGUCCCAGGCUUUGGUGGUUUUUCACCAGCAGCCAAAGCAGCUAAAUAUGGUGGUGUUCCCGGUGGUGUUCCCGGUGGUGUUCCUGGUGGUGUUCCCGGUGGUGUUCCCGGUGGUGUUCCCGGUGGUGUUCCCGGUGGUGUUCCCGGUGGUGUGCCAGGAUUUGGCGGUUAUUCGCCAGCAAGCAAAGCAGCUAAAUAUGGAGGUGUACCUGGUGGCGUACCUGGCGGUGUACCUGGCGGCGUACCUGGCGGCGUACCUGGUGGCGUACCAGGUGGUGUACCUGGGGGUGUACCAGGUGGUGGAUAUCUACCAUCAGCCAAAGCAGCUAAAUAUGGAGGCAUACCAGGUGGUGUACCAGGAGGAGUGCCCGGUGGAGUACCAGGUGGUGUUCCAGGUGGUGUUCCAGGCGGAGCACCAUUUGCAGUACCAGGAGGAUAUCCAAGACCAGGGACUGGUACAUAUUCUCCAGCAGCCAAAGCAGCAAAAUAUGGAGGAGCAGGAGCAGGAUUUGGAACAGGAGGCCUAGGGGGAACAGGCGUAUUGGGAGGAGCUGGAUUAGGCGGAGUACCUGGUUUGGUGCCAGGAGGAGUUGGAGGUGGACAAUACUCUGCUGCUGCGAAAGCUGCUAAAUAUGGAGGAGCAGGAGCAGGGCUCGGAACAGGAGGGCUGGGAGGAUCAGGGAUAGGAGGUGGAGCUGGUUUAGUACCCGGAGGGGCUGUCGGUGGACAGUACCCUGCUGCCGCUGCUGCAAAAGCUGCUAAAUACGGAGGAGCAGGAGCAGGGUUUGGAACAGGAGGGCUGGGAGGAACAGGAGUAGGAGGUGGAGCUGGUUUACUGCCAGGAGGGGCUGUUGGUGGACAGUAUCCUGCUGCUGCUGCAAAAGCUGCUAAAUACGGAGGAGCAGGAGCAGGCUUUGGAACAGGAGGGCUGGGAACAGGGAUAGGAGGUGGAGCUGGUGCAGUACCAGGAGGAGUCGGAGUCGGACAAUACCCUGCUGGUGCAAAAGCUGCCAAAUAUGGAGGAGCAGGAGCAGGGUUAGGAGCAGGAGGGCUGGGAGGAACGGGAGUAGGAGGUGGAGCUGGCUUUGUACCAGCAGGAGUUGGAGGUGGACAAUACCCUGCUGGUGCAAAAGCAGCUAAAUAUGGAGGAGCAGGAGCGGGAGGGCUAGGAGGAACAGGAGUUGGAGGUGGAGCUGGUCUCGUACCGGGAGGUGUUGGACAAUACCCUGCUGGUGCAAAAGCUGCCAAAUAUGGAGGAGCAGGAGCAGGGUUAGGAGCAGGAGGGCUGGGAGGAGCAGGAGUAGGAGGUGGAGGUGGAGCUGGUGCAGUACCAGGAGGAAUCGGAGGUGGACAAUACCCUGCUGGGGCAAAAGCUGCCAAAUAUGGAGGAGCAGGAGCAGGGUUAGGAGCAGCAGGGCUGGGAGGAGCAGGAGUAGGAGGUGGAGCCGGUUUCAUACCAGGAGGAGUUGGAGGUGGACAAUAUCCUGCUGGUGCAAAAGCUGCCAAAUAUGGAGGAGCAGGAGCAGGGUUAGGAGUAGGAGGGCUGGGAGGAGCAGGAGUAGGAGGUGGAGCUGGCUUUGUACCAGGAGGAGUCGGAGGUGGACAAUACCCUGCUGGUGCAAAAGCUGCUAAAUAUGGAGGAGCAGGAGCAGGGUUUGGAACAGGAGGGUUGGGAGGAAUGGGAGUAGGAGGAGGAGCUGGUUUAGUACCAGGAGGAGUUGGAGGUGGACAAUACCCUGCUGCUGCAGCCAAAGCUGCUAAAUACGGAGGAGCAGGAGCAGGGUUUGGACCAGGAGUCUUUGGGGUAACAGGAGGACUUGGAGGAGCAGGAGUAGGAGGAGGAGCUGGUUUAUUACCAGGAGGAGUUGGAGGUGGACAAUACUCUGCUGCCGCAAAAGCUGCCAAAUAUGGAGCAGCAGGAACAGGGUUUGGUCAACAAGGACUUGGAGGAAUAGGAACAGGAGUAGGGGGAGUACCAGGUUUAGUACCAGGAGGUGGACAAUACUCUGCUGCUGCAAAAGCUGCCAAAUAUGGAGGAGCAGGAGCAGGCUUAGGAGGAGGAGGACUAGGAGGGACAGGAACAGGAGUAGGGGGAGGGCCUGGUUUGGUUGCAGGAGGAGUAGGAGGUGGACAAUAUCCUGCUGGUGCUGCUGCCUCUGCAAAAGCUGCUAAAUAUGGGGGAGGAGGCGCAGGGCUAGGAGGCGGAGGACUCGGAGGAACAGGAACAGGAGUAGGAGGACCUGGCUUGGUGCCAGGAGGACAAUAUUCUGCUGUUGCAAAAGCUGCCAAAUAUGGAGGAGCAGGAGCAGGGUUAGGAACGGGAGGGCUGGGAGGAACAGGAGUCGGAGGAGGAGCUGGUUUAGGUCCUGGAGGAGUUGGAGGUGGACAAUACCCUGCUGGUGCAAAAGCUGCCAAAUAUGGAGGAGCAGGAGCAGGAUUAGGAACAGGAGGCCUUGGGGGAACAGGAGUAGCAGUAGUUCCAGGAGGAGUCGGAGGUGGACAAUACCCUGCUGGUGCAAAAGCUGCCAAAUAUGGAGGAGCAGGAGCAGGGUUAGGAGCAGGAGGGCUGGGAGGAACGGGAGUAGGAGGUGGAGCUGGUGCAGUACCAGGAGGAGUCGGAGUUGGACAAUACCCUGCUGGUGCAAAAGCUGCUAAAUAUGGAGCUGGAGCUGGGGCUGGAGUAGCAGGAGCAGGAGGUGUAGGUCCUGGAGGCGUAGGUCCAGGAGGCGUAGGUCCAGGAGGUGUAGGACCAGGAGGAGUCGGACCAGGAGGAGUAGGACCAGGAGGAGUAGGACCAGGAGGAGUAGGACCAGGAGGAGUCGGACCAGGAGGAGUAGGACCAGGAGGAGUGGGAGGUGGUCAGUACUCUGCUGCUGCAAAAGCUGCCAAAUAUCUGCCAGGAGCAACGCCGUAUCCAGGUGGUUCUGGUGUUCCCGAUGGUUCUGCUGGUGUGCUGCCAGGUAGCACGGGUGUUCCUGUUGCUGGAAAGCCACCGAAGGUUGUUGGUCCUUCUGGAACCAGCGGUCCAGGGCCCACAGCUAUUGCCACAAAUGGCAAGGCACCAGACCUCCCACAGCCCACUGGUACAAAAGGUCAAGGUCUGCCUGCAGGCGUUGGUGUUGGUGCUUCAGGGAAAGGACCAAAACCAAUUCCACAAGGUGCUGGGACAGGUAUUGGCCCGGAUGGUUAUCCUUAUGGAGUUCCUUAUGGAGCUGGAACUGGUAUUGGAACUGGAACAGGAGCAGCGGUGCUCCCUGGUGCGAAACCCUUGAAACCUCCUGCUGUUGGUGGAGCAGGGGGCGGUGCAGGAAUCCCACUGUCAGGGGGUCAAGGUUAUCAAGGUGGUUUGCCAUACCCCUCUGCGGUUGGACUGGGUGGUGCUGGGGGAGGAGCUAAAGCACCAAAACCAGGCUAUGGGAAUCUUGGAGGUGGUGGAGGAUAUCAGCCUCAGCCAGGUGGAUAUGUCCCAGCCCCACUGACUCCUCAACAAGCCAAAGCAGCCAAAUACAACGGAAAUCCAUUGCAAGGCUUCCUUGGUGGGGCAGGAGGAGGAGCCUACAGAGGGGGCGCGGGAGCAUGCCAGGGGAAAUACUGCGGCAGGAGGAAGUAGAUGACAUCCUGGUGUGACCUGAACAAACCAUGGUGCUACUGCAUGAACUAGAAUGUACAUUUUAUACACAAACAUUCAGUGUUUUUUUUUUUUUUUUUUUUACUUACUUGACUUCUGCUCUUAUGCAAACCCACCGACCAAGAAUUAAGUUUUUUUUUUUUUUUUACAUUUAUUACCGACUGUGCCUUUACUCAUAGGUGUGUAAAAGUAAUUGGCUUAUUUCCUUUUUUUCCUUUUUGUGUUGUCUUUCCUGUGUGUUCAUGCGGCGUGCACACAUAGUGAUGCUGUUGUGCAUCGAACCCCUCUGUUGCAUUUUAAAACAAGCCAACUGAAAGCACACCCCCUCUUUGACCCGUGAAAAUGCCUUUUUUUUGUUUUGUUUUUGCGGCCAAUUUGAGUAUCGUCUCUAGCUUUCCUUCUUCCACGCUGCUAUUUUUAGCCCCAUUGGGUAUAAAGCAGUGGGAAAUGGGACUCCGGCCAGCCCAUCUGUUCUCAUUGACUUUUUGCUGAUUCUGUUUGCUGAAGCCAUCCUCAGCACUUCCAUGCUUUUUAAUGAGAUAAAUCGUGUUGCCAUUAAUAUUUUUGUCCCUUAGAUUGUUUGAUUUGCAGCCUCAGUCAUGUGUCACUUUCCCACUUCAGGACUUAUUUACAUGUAUGUGAUGUCAUUACAGGUUUAUUCACCAUGCUUUGACUCAUAUCUUAUGAAGUAUCCUUUCAUUUAUUCACUGUCAUAGAAUCAUUUUUUUAAUGAGGGCACCGACGCCUCAUUUGUUCAUUUACUUGAGCUGCUUUAGGGAAUUACAAAAAGAAGAAAAAGCUUAACUGACCAAAGGUUCAUCAUGGGUGCUGUUGCCAAGUGACCCUUUUUCUUUCUGUAAUUGUGUACUGUAUUUUGUACUAAUAUGAAGGUUGCUGGCAUAUCAUCGGUUCAUCCACUUUGAGCUGUGUGAGAACUGUCUUUGAGCCUCACUGGGUCAAGCAUGUGCCAUGGGAUACGCUUCAUCUUAUUUAAAACUAUUUCUGUAAGGAGGAAACAGUGUGGUUUUGCACUUUUUAAUUUGUUUUCAUGACACACACACACACACACAACUUGAUAUAUCCUGCCUUUGUAUUUGCUUUAACUAAAUAAAAUGUGUUCAAACAUGUCUUCCUGUUUCAUUU